AUGCGGAUGCGUCUGAUCAUACUCCUGCUUAUAUCACUUGAAUUCAUAGAUAGUGAUCAAGCGUAUCUUUCGCAAUUGUCAGGCAAUAUCAGUUUAACAGUAAAAAUAGCCUUGCAUCGAAUGCAAGAGCAUUCUUUCUGGUGUAUCCGGCCGGAAAGUAUGCUUCUGGAAGCAGCAGACGGAAUACGGAAAGCGCGGAAAAAGCAAGAAAAUUUGCUGACUGCAUGCACUGUAUGCACAGUUCCCAUUGAAAAAUCGAUAAAGUCGCCGACGAAAAUUUCUCUUGGAAGCCUGCGGCGACGUAACGAGCGGGGCCCUCGUCGAGAGAAAAGGGCUCCGCGAGAAGAGGGCCGGAUAAACGUAUCUCUGGGUCCGUCGUGGUGUUGUCCGCCGGGGGUGGCGGUAGCGGUGGGGGAGGAGGAGGUUGCAGGCGUCGUGAUUUGGAACGUCGAUCGGGUGGCGGUCGGGGUGUUCCCUGUCUUGCCACCAUCAGCUCUUCUGUCGCAGGAACCGCCGGGGGUUGCGGCCCCGUGGUGGGGUUGCCCUCCUACAAAAAGCGCCAAGGUACUGCGGCAUUCUAUCACAAUUGAAAGCAGUAGCACUGUCUGGGGUCGUGGCAGUCGUGGACGUGGCAGAGAUCGCGGGGGCGGCGCGAACCUCUUUGGUUCUGGCGUCGCCCCCGCAAAUUACGCACCAGGACUGCAGGGUGUUGCGCCUGAGCUGCGAGAAGUCGUGAACAUCCUCGGCGACAGAAACCAGGCUGGAACUCUGACAGGCGUGGGCCCGCCACCGGGAGCGCUGGAUGACAGCACGUGCGACGAUGAGGAGGGAACUUCUACCAAGAGACCACCGAGACCUCUCUACAGGAGGUUAAUUAACUACGUGAGGCAGGCCUGGACCGGCGUCAAAUUUGCUUUAGCUAAUACAAGCCAGUAUGCGCAUUACGUUUUUAAUACUUUGGACCAGGAUCACAGCGGGCUUCUCAGCUUUGAGGAUUUUGUAACGGGCUUGAGUAUAUUGUCCCGCGGCUCAAUAGACGAAAAACUUCGUUGGACAUUUUCUCUUUAUGAUAUCAACGGGGACGGCUGCAUUACGAGAGAAGAGAUGACGGACAUUGUGACGGCCGUAUAUGAACUGAUGGGAAAAUUCUCUGAUCCAAACUUGGAUCCUGAAGGCGUACGCGAAAAAGUGGAUCGUAUGUUUCAGAAAAUGGAUGGCAAUAGGGACGGCGUAGUGACGCUAUCCGAGUUCUUAGAGGCUUGUCGAGCAGAUCCGGACAUCUCGACCAGCAUGGCAGCUCUGGACACUGCCUUCUGA
This is a messenger RNA of Nylanderia fulva, 1317 nucleotides long. NCBI's taxonomy places the organism in Eukaryota, Metazoa, Arthropoda, Insecta, Hymenoptera, Formicidae. The record is from RefSeq and is a predicted model, not a curated record.